Prorocentrum cordatum is the source of this 918-nucleotide messenger RNA. NCBI's taxonomy places the organism in Eukaryota, Dinophyceae, Prorocentrales, Prorocentraceae. The record is from the annotation of a GenBank genome assembly.
AUCGCCGCUGCGAGCUAGCGAGUUGAUAAGCCGCCGCCCUCCCUGACAGUACAUGCGCUAAUUCGUCGGAGGGUGUUCGUGUGUAUAUUUUCGUGGCGUGUCCCCCGCCGCCCGAGGCCAGACAGGAGGCCGCCAUGGAGGAGACCCGGGCGCGCGCGGAGCUGCGCGCCUUCCAGAAGAAGAUGGAGCCGGACGCGGACAGGGAACGCGAGCUCCAGAGCGUCGUCGGCUGGAAGUCCUCCGUGCGGAUCCAGGUGGACUCCGAGGUGGAGGAGUCGGGCCGCGAGCUCCGAGCCGCGAAGCAGGCUCUCGCCGCCAGCAAGCAGUGCCCCCGCGCCGCGCCCUGGCACGAGCAGUGGCCGGCGCCGGUGCCGUCGGAGGCCAGCUCGCAGCCGCUCUUCGCGGUGCGUCUGUCGGCCAAGGGGGAGCUGAUCCACACGGUCAAGGGCUUCUUCGAGGCCAUGCAGAGCGGCCUCGUUGACAGGUCCGGCACCGUGCGCGGUUUCGUCUCGAAGCACCUGCUGGAGGCGGGCUUCGCGCGGCAGGCCUCGGAUGGCCUGCUUCUGUGCACGCGCAGAGGCGACAAGGAAGAGGCUGCCGAGGUGUACACGCACCUGCCGGCGCCGAAGACCAUCGGGUGUGGGUUCGUGCCCUCGGGCGGCGGGGAGGAGUUCCGGGCGGUGAGCCCGCACCACUCCUUCGUGUUGCGGCUGCAGGGCCAGACCUUCCCCUUCGAGGUGGGCUUCGGGCCCGUGGACGGCCGAGGCCAUGCGCGCCAUGGCCCUCGGCGAUCGCGUCGGGGGCCGGCGGUCGCGACGCCCUGGAACCCACUGGAGUACGUGGACAUCUUGUGGGCCACCGAGGCCCAGGAGGGCCUGGGGCUUCUCCCCCCGCUGGCGGCGCUGGCGGUCCUGGUGA